AUGUUGGAUGCUGCGAAAUCGAUUUUUGUAUUUCUUUCUUUCAUUCCUCUUUUGCGUUUUAUGUUUCUGGGUACUUUGAAACAUUUAACAGCAUUUAAAACAGUAGCAUUCCCAGUUAAUUUGGUUUCUGUAAUAAUCGAUAAUAUGCUGGUUGGAAAAUGCGGUGGAAAAGUUUGUAAUAUGGGAGAGUAA
This is a messenger RNA of Clunio marinus, 192 nucleotides long. NCBI's taxonomy places the organism in Eukaryota, Metazoa, Arthropoda, Insecta, Diptera, Chironomidae. The record is from the annotation of a GenBank genome assembly.